Messenger RNA from Microthlaspi erraticum, 864 nucleotides. The record is from the annotation of a GenBank genome assembly. NCBI's taxonomy places the organism in Eukaryota, Viridiplantae, Streptophyta, Magnoliopsida, Brassicales, Brassicaceae.
AUGAACAACGAAUCUGUUUCUGAAAACAGCGAACAAGACAAUACAAGUCUUCAGAUAUCAUCUGAGAACAGCGAUGACCAACACAGCGAGAUCACAACAGCUACUACAUCGGAAGAGAAGACAACUGAACUGAAGAAACCAGACAAGAUUCUUCCAUGUCCAAGAUGCAACAGCGCUGACACCAAAUUCUGUUACUACAACAACUACAACGUUAACCAGCCACGUCACUUCUGCAGAAACUGCCAACGCUAUUGGACUUUCGGUGGAUCUAUGAGGACCGUACCGGUUGGUUCAGGCCGCCGUAAGAACAAGGGAUGGGUUGCUUCAGACAAUUACCUCCACAUCACUUCCGAGAAUGCAUAUAACAAUUACAGUAACUCAUCAACAAAGAUUCUCAGCUUUGAGUCUUCGGAAUCUGUGGUUGUUGAGAAGAAUGGUAAGCAUCAAACAAGCGAUGUGAAGAUAAACGCUGAUUCUGUUACACAAGAAUUCAAUAGCUUCCAAGGAUUUCUUCCUCCGCAAGUAACAUCCCCUGUUUUGCCUCCUUGGCCUCAUCAAUACCCUCCUAACCCUAGUUUCUACCACAUCCCCGUCUACUGGGGCUGCACAGUACCGGUUUGGUCUACCCUAGAGACUUCCACAUGUCUAGGGAAAAGGACAAGAGACGAAGCAAGCGUAGCUACGAUGAACCACGUGUGGUAUCCAAUGCCGAUGAAACGUGAGAAGACAGAGAAAUCCAGCUUUUUCGUCAAUGGAUCUGAAACAAAGAGCAACAACAAGAUAUUUGUUCCUGAAGUGUAUCCCAGUCUGCAAGCAAACCCUGCAGCCAUGGCAAGAUCUAUGAACUUCAGGGAGAGUAUGUAA